This is a messenger RNA of Aspergillus nidulans FGSC A4, 1558 nucleotides long. RefSeq names its product zinc metalloprotease. Gene Ontology annotation, molecular function: peptidase activity; metalloendopeptidase activity; endopeptidase activity. The transcript is spliced from 5 exons. Lineage: Eukaryota; Fungi; Ascomycota; Eurotiomycetes; Eurotiales; Aspergillaceae. The record is from RefSeq and is a predicted model, not a curated record. The coding region runs from base 41 to 1411 and encodes 456 amino acids. Gene Ontology annotation, biological process: CAAX-box protein processing; proteolysis. Gene Ontology annotation, cellular component: endoplasmic reticulum membrane.
GCACCUUGCAACUUCCCUGCUGCUGUGCUGACGAUUUACGAUGUGGAUUCUCGAUCAACUGGCGCGUCUACUGGACCGCCCCUUCUUCCCAUGGAAGAACGUACUCGUCGGCUUUUCUUUAGGCCAGUUCAUUCUUGAGGGGAUUCUCUCGUUCCGUCAGUAUAAGGUUCUCCAGCGAACCAAGGCCCCUAAGGUGCUUGAAGGCGAAGUGUCUCAAAAGGUUUAUGAUCAGAGCCAAGCGUACGGUCGCGCAAAGGCAAAAUUUGGUUUCAUCUCUGGGUUAUAUGGUCAAAUUCAGAAUCUCGCAUUCAUCUACGGCGAUGUCCUCCCCAAGCUAUGGGGACUCAGCGGCUUUUUGUUGGCGCAAUACCUCCCAGCUCGGUUCCAGGGCGAAAUACCCCAGACUCUCCUGUUUCUUUUUGGAUUUAACCUUAUAAGUACUGUUCUCUCCCUCCCGAUCUCCUACUACAACACAUUCGUGCUUGAGGAGAAAUUUGGCUUUAACAAGCAGACGGUUAAGCUAUGGGUAUCCGACAUGCUUAAGGGCCAGAUGUUGGGUAUUGUUCUGGGCGCGCCCAUCAUUAGCGCCGUUCUGAAGAUUGUCCAGAAGACUGGGACUUCAUGCUUUUACUACCUUUGGCUUUUUGGUGUCUUUGUUCAGGUUUUCGCCAUCACCAUCUACCCUAUCGCCAUUUUGCCUUUGUUUAACAAGCUUUCCCCUCUUGAACCUGGUGCGAUCAAGACUGGCGUUGAGAAUCUUGCCAAGAAGCUCAACUUCCCGCUCCAGGAACUCCAUGUGAUCGAUGGUAGCAAGCGCAGCGCACACAGCAAUGCUUAUUUUUACGGUCUCCCUUGGAAGAAGCACAUUGUCAUUUAUGAUACCUUGAUUGAGAAGAGUGAGCCUGAGGAGGUUGUCGCUGUAUUGAGCCACGAGUUGGGCCACUGGAGCCUCAGCCACACUACGAAGCUCUUCGGCAUCGCUCAAUUCCACAUGUUCUAUAUCUUUGCUCUCUUCUCGGCGUUCGUGAAUAACAGAUCACUCUACCAGUCGUUCGGCUUCCACACUGAACAGCCUAUUAUGAUUGGAUUCCUCCUCUUCUCUGACGCCCUCGCGCCUAUGGAUGCUGUCGUUAAACUUCUGAUGAAUAUCCUUAGUCGCAAAUUUGAAUUUGAAGCGGAUGCAUUUGCAGUCAACCUCGGAUACUCGGAGGAGCUCUCCCAGUCCCUUCUCAAGCUCCAGAUCCAGAACCUGAGCACUAUGGAUGCGGACUGGAUGUACGCCAGCUACCACUACUCUCAUCCCAUCCUUCCUGAGAGACUCAAGGCUCUAGGCUGGAAGGGCAGAAAAGUUACAGACCACAAGGAGGAAGACAGUGAAAAGCCUGUCAAGGCUGCCGACCGUGAACUCUAAGCAGUAUUCCUCAGAAUCGACACUUUUGUCAUAGCUUUAGCUUAUUUCAUCUAUGCUUCGACGAUUGUACAGAGAAAGCCGAUUUUCAUACCCAGUUUCUCGGUUCGCCAAACCGAAUCAAGAGUUAAAGGAACAUUGUUAGAUUAU